Aspergillus melleus is the source of this 399-nucleotide messenger RNA. RefSeq lists its product as uncharacterized. Bases 1 to 399 code for a protein of 132 amino acids. NCBI's taxonomy places the organism in Eukaryota, Fungi, Ascomycota, Eurotiomycetes, Eurotiales, Aspergillaceae. The transcript has a single exon. The record is from RefSeq and is a predicted model, not a curated record.
AUGCGUCUCUUCAAGUACCUCAUUUUUGCUGCCCCCUUGGCCAUCGCGAACCCCAACCCCAACCCGGUGGCCGCACCGGCUCCUCAGUCCACCGGCGGCCUUCUCUCUGAACUUCCGCAGCUGAUCGACGGGUUGAAGGAAUUACUCAGCCAGGACACGCUGGAAGAUCUGCAGACCAUCGUCAAAGGCGGUGCGGUGCUCUUGGGCGGCGACACGCCCAAGAAUCUGCAGAAGUUGCUGUCCAGCAAGAACAUCGACAAGCUGCAGGGUCUGGUCGACAAUGCCGACACGCUGUUGACGCCGAGCUUUGUGAAUGACACUACGACGCUGAUUGAAGAUGCGACUCCUGUAAGUUUUGUUCUUUGGUUUGAGGGUCAGCUUUUGGAACUAACGAACUAG